AUGCAGUGCGAGGACUUUGGGCGCUGCGUAAUGGGGGGCCACGCCCAAGGACUGACUGGGGAGUGUCCGGGUCGUGCGCGCGCCUCCGAGGAGAGGACGUCGGUGCUGUGGCAGGGCCUCGCGCUUCCCCAGAAGGGGGGCGGCGAGGCGCUGCUCGGACGGUAUGUGCGGCCCGCGGCCCCUCGCGCGGCCCCUGCCUGCCGGCCGUCCUGCAGGUGCGGCCCGCGAGGGGCCUCGCCGCCCGCGCGCCCCGGGGCGGCCUCGACGCGCGCCGCGAGCAGGCCGUCGGAGGAGGAGAAGGCGUAG
Messenger RNA from Prorocentrum cordatum, 306 nucleotides. NCBI's taxonomy places the organism in Eukaryota, Dinophyceae, Prorocentrales, Prorocentraceae. The record is from the annotation of a GenBank genome assembly.